Messenger RNA from Acyrthosiphon pisum (pea aphid), 1112 nucleotides. It is a transcript of the gene Vps60, whose product is annotated as vacuolar protein sorting 60. Gene Ontology annotation, biological process: late endosome to vacuole transport via multivesicular body sorting pathway; vesicle budding from membrane. Lineage: Eukaryota; Metazoa; Arthropoda; Insecta; Hemiptera; Aphididae. Gene Ontology annotation, cellular component: multivesicular body. The record is from RefSeq and is marked provisional.
AAUAAUUCUACAAUAGAGAUUAGAGGUAGAAGGUAGAUGAGACAUGAGUAAAAGUGUAGAACUAUGAAUCAUCAGUCAUUAUAAACUAAAAAUUAAAUAAGUUAUUGUUUAUUUUGUAAUGGUUGUACUGUUAAUAGUGCCUAAUAUUAAUUUACUGUGCUUGCAGUAAGAAAUCGAGAUUUUAUUCUAAUUAGCAAGUUGUUUUUUUUUAAUAGUUUAGUAAAAAAGGUAUUAACCACAAAGUAAAAUGAACCGUAUAUUCGGGAAAUCUAAAGAAAAGGCGCCUGCUCCGGAUAUGUCUGCCGUCAUAAAAGGAGUAGAUGAUCGGGCUGAAUCGGUUGAACAGAAAAUUAAUAGACUUGACAAGGAGUUAAAAAAACUGAAAGAUCAAAUGGCCAAGAUGAGAGAAGGCCCAGCUAAGAAUUCAUUGAAACAAAAAGCGUUAAGAGUUUUGAAGCAAAGGAAACAAUAUGAAAGUCAAGCUGAAAACUUAAGAAAUCAGUCAUUCAAUAUGGAACAAGCUUCUUAUGCAGUUCAGUCAUUGAAAGACACCCAAUCAACAGUAGUUGCUAUGAAAACUGGUAUGAAACAAAUGAAAAAAGAAUUUAAGAACAUUAAUAUAGACGAUAUUGAGGAUCUCCAGGAUGAAAUGGCUGAUAUGUUGGAUCAAUCAAAUGAAGUACAAGAAGCAUUAGGAAGAACAUAUGGAGUACCAGAUAUUGAUGAAGAUGAACUAAAUGCAGAGCUUGAAGCAAUUGGCGACGAAUUAGCUUUAGAUGAUGAUACAUCUUACCUAGAUCAAGUGAAUGUUCCAGACAAAGAACCUGGACAAAAAGAAAAGGAGCCUAGUAAACCUGGUGAAAUUUCCGUUGAUGAAUUUGGUUUACCAAAAAUACCAGCCCAAAUCUAACUGUGAAAACAAUAAAUUACAAAAUAUGAUAUUAAUGUUACUUAUACCAUUAUUUUUUUAAGACUUAAAUAAGUAUUAAAGUACCAUCUACUAUAUUAUACUAUAGGUUAAUACAAUUCGUAAUUACAAAUUGUUAAAAAUUGAUUUUUAGCAAAUUUUUACUUGUAUUAUAGUUAAAUAAUUACUAAUUUAUGAAAAAAAA